Messenger RNA from Paramecium pentaurelia, 1372 nucleotides. Lineage: Eukaryota; Ciliophora; Oligohymenophorea; Peniculida; Parameciidae. The record is from the annotation of a GenBank genome assembly.
AUGAGAUCUAUAAGCAAUUUAUUAUCUUCAUUAGUGUCUAAAUAGAAUACACCUUUUGUUUAAAAAUUGAAUAAUAGUUCUUUGAUGCAAAAUAAUCCAUCUAUUAUGAUGACAGAUAUACUUUAUUUAAUUGAAUGCUUUGAAGGAUUUGGUCCAGAAUGCAAUGGAAUAUAUUUAACAGGAUCAGAAUAUUUAUAGCAAUUUUUUAAGGCAAUCACCACAAAACCUUUAGCUGGAUAUAUAGCAACAAAAAUUACUUUAACAAUUCAUCUAAUUUUAUAUGAAUUUUAGAUUGGAGAAACUAUAGCUGAAGAAAUGAUAAGGGAAGGUUCAACUAUACAUGUGUUAUAAAAUCAAUAGUUUAGCAAUUUUGUGAUAAACUAUUUGAUGUAUUUAAUGAAAUUAGCAUAAAAUUUAAAAUUGUUUUAUGCCUGCAAAAUAGGCUAAUAUCCAAUUUUUGAUUAAGAUUCAACAUUUACUUAAUAUUCAGAAAGUACAAGAGAGUAGCAAUUCUAACAAUUUAAUUUAUUUAAGAAAAAUAAUAAUUUUAGAGAUACCAAUUUAUAGUACAGAAAUUACUAAUAAAAGAAAUUAGAAUUACAUAUGUAGUCACAAACAGGUUGCAUAACAAUGGAACAAAAAAUAUUAUACCUUUUCAAAUUACAUAACCUAUUAAAUUCAUGUGUAUAAAUUUUAAAUUUGUGCAUAAAUUCAUUAAUGUAAUUGGAUAAAUAAGAUUCUAAAAAUAUUUUUAUUGAAAUAAGUUGUGUUUUGUGGAAUGAUUGUAUGGUUAUGUACAAAUUUUCAACUUAGGAAGUAAUAACAUAAAAUAAACAUAGUUGUGCAAAUUACUUGAUUGUUUUCGAUAUAUGCCAUUAUAACAAUUGCUUUCAGUACAGUAAAUAUAUUGGGCAACAAUCAGUUCCUCUACAUAAAUCAAAUGGAUUUAUCAAAAUAGAAAAUACUUUGACUCUCAAAAUAUUGUGAAAUAACCAUUUUGGUUUGAAGAAAAUAAGUAGUUAUCAACAGAACUAUAAAACAGUAUAAUAGAUAAUAAAAUAUAAUCUAUCCCAGAAACAGCAAGAAAUGCUAAUAAGCUAUCAACACCAUAAGCAUAUAAAAAUAACAAAUCUCCAACCAAUAUACCUUAACCAUUUACUUCUAGAAUUGGAAUUUCUUAGAAUACAACAAAAACAACAAUCCCAUAACAACCUUAUUUUGUUGCGAAUAAAAAAUUAUAGUAAUAAUAUCAAUAAAUUGAAGUAUAAUAACCCUUAAGUACAAGAGCAAAAAACAUAGUUGGAAACAUUUUCUCAGAUGAAGAAUUAACUAUUUCUCCUAGAGAAAGAGCUAGAAUAUAAUAAUAAUGAUU